UAUGAAUGCUAAUCCAGCCGACAGGACAUCUACGAAAUUUCUUCCUCCUUUCCGCCGCCUGGACAUUCACCCAAGGCUUGGUUCUCGUGUUUUGGUCAAGAACGGCGCUGAUAACGUUGAUCACCCACGAGGUCCGGGAACCGACGGGCACGCAUCCACCGACCCUACCGUCGUCCCUACAUAGAACUUGAAGUUGAUCGUGCAUCUUCGGUGUUGCUCGUAUAGUGACUCCGCUGGAGACAAUUAUAACUUUGAUCACUCAAGAAGUCCGGUUUUCGAUAUUGUAUGCACGCGGUAGUACCGUACUCAUAGAGUAUUAAAGCUGAUCAUGAACUCCGCAGCGGUCGAAGAAUACCUCAGGUUGGCCCUCUUCCACGCCCUCAUUCUCUGCACCACCGUCCUCACCGGUUUCAACUGGUCCUUGUUGAACUCGAGUUCCCCCAGCACCGCAAUAGCCGACCGCAUCAUGCCCAACGUGAUCAUCUUCAGCACACUCAACUUCCAGUUUGCGUUACUAAACUCCAAUGCCGGCAUGUAUUUCCGCUUCAGCUCUGUGUGCCUCGCAAUCUUCACCGCGGUGAGCGGAGGGCUGUUUCCGAUGAGCGUCUGGCACCUGAUCAGGCCGAAGAGGGCUUUCUGGUAUACUCAUUGUUUGGGUUGAACAUCGGAGCAUGCUUGGUGGUGAGUGGGUACGGAAAAUUGACCAGUUUGGCUUAGGAAAUCUUUUUGAGACGCUUCAGAACCCGAUCUAAGCAACGCUUUCUAAGCAUAUCGAUCAGCUUCGAUUGUUCCAGUUCAAAUAUCGUAUAUAGUCCUAGACAACCUCAUAAAUUGGGGGACCUAAUUGCAUGGCAGUAUCUUCUGAGCACCGAAACUCAAUCAUUACCCUUCCUGAAGUAUGACUCUCACUCUUAAUAAUUGAAGUCGAUAAUUACAUAGUUAUACGACUCUCUGUUAACUUUGGCUGGAAGAGGACAUCCAGAGCGAAGACUAUUAAUUCAUAUUAGUGCUCCC
Molecule: messenger RNA, 1014 nt
Organism: Eremomyces bilateralis CBS 781.70
Lineage: Eukaryota; Fungi; Ascomycota; Dothideomycetes; Eremomycetales; Eremomycetaceae
Exons: 1
Coding region: 329-661 (110 amino acids)
Source: RefSeq, a predicted model, not a curated record